Dovyalis caffra is the source of this 615-nucleotide messenger RNA. NCBI's taxonomy places the organism in Eukaryota, Viridiplantae, Streptophyta, Magnoliopsida, Malpighiales, Salicaceae. The record is from the annotation of a GenBank genome assembly.
AUGGAUGAGGUGUUUAGUAGGAUGGGUGGUAGGGUUAAGUCCUCCACAACAGAUUCCACUAUCAUGUCUAUUCUGCGUUCUAAAAUGGACAAGGCACAUGAAGGAGUCCACUCCAAGGAAGGUGUUAUUGCACGUUUACAUGAGAUAUCAAAGUUUUACGAGCUGGCAGUGAUGCAGUUAGAAGGGUGUCUGAAGUUUGUUGCUGAAGAAGCUGCUGACAGCAGUCUUGAAAGCAGUGAUGAAGAGGCUCUAGGGGAUUUGGCAGAAAUUAAAGACCGUCUUGAAGGUCGGCUUAAAGAAACUGAGCUGGCCAUAUCAGAAAAGGAUAGAGAGUUAAGUGAGAGGUUGGAAAAUGAAAUGAAGCUAAGGCAAGCAUUGGAACUCAAAGAAAGAGAAUUGGAAGCUUUACGCGCCAAUCUGGAGCUUGAGACAAAAAAAACCGAGGGCAUCGAGGAGCAGGUUCUUAGCAAUCUGGUAAUUGGAGAUGGAAAAAGAGAUGAAGGAUUCUCUGAUCUGAAGGAUUCAGUAGACCAACAGGUGUGGAAUAUCAAACAACAACUUGACCCUGAAGAUGAAGUUACUGAAGGGGGAGAUAUCAUGGUUUUGAAAGCAUGA